CUCCCAAUUGCUUCUUUGAUCAGCACGAUGCAGCACGAAUGGACAGAUCAGACUCGGGAUGAAUGGGUAGCACGACGCACCGUGUCCCGCGAACAAGUCAAGAGGAAGAACCCUCGCUCCCCAAGGACGUCCAGUCUCGAAACCGAGCGUCGCUCCGUGCAGGAAGCGGUAUGCAACAUCAUUGCGAACACCAUAUCUUGGGAUUUACAAAAAUACCCGGUGGAACUAUACCCCGCUCCUUUCGAUGGGAAGAUAUACCUCCCCCUCCGCCACAUGGACGACGAAGACCAUUCGCACACCGCCAAGUUCAAGAAGGGUGAAAAUCUGAACCUGCUUGUUUACCGCUUUUACAACCAGCGACCUGAUCUUGGGUUUGAGGGCGUGAACUUCGUCUCUCCAGUAGCGAUCGCCUCAACGCGACACGAGUUCCUCGGCCCUGCGCCAUUCGUCGCGGGCUAUCAAUUCGACGCGGAAACCAAGACGGCACGCAUCGAGUGGUGGGACCCUUAUAUCGAUCUGAAGUGGAUUGGUCGUAGCACUUGGAAGGUUGAGGCCCAGUGAGAACCUUCCCUGUUGCUCACGAUUCUCAUCUUUUUUGGCCCGUUUCAGUCCGCCCAAAAGGCAGAAGUAGUCAGAUAUCCACAUGUAUGUAGGUGAAUGCAUAGAUAUC
Molecule: messenger RNA, 670 nt
Organism: Dichomitus squalens LYAD-421 SS1
Lineage: Eukaryota; Fungi; Basidiomycota; Agaricomycetes; Polyporales; Polyporaceae
Exons: 4
Coding region: 28-561 (177 amino acids)
Source: RefSeq, a predicted model, not a curated record